AUGAGUGGCAGUCUCACGGGCAGUUGUCUGCCGCCUUCAAGCAGUUUGCCAUCCGCUCGUUUGCUAGUUUCCCUGCCAGAAACCCAGAUCACCUCGGCGCUGAAGCAUUUGCGGGCCCUGUAUUGUCCCGUACGCUUACCGACCGUCAUUUCCACACCAGUAUCCAAGCGAGAUCAGCAAUCCAUCACGUCGCCACCAGCCCCUGUUGAUUCCGGCUAUGCCUCUCAGGAUGAGGACGAAGACGACCAAGAGACGAGUCUGGAAGAGGUGACCGCUGCUCUACGUGCCGACCCAUUCGAACGCACUUUCACCGCGCAAUGGCUGAACUCGCUUCUCGCGCGUUCGGAGGAAAUGAGCAUGGAUGUAGAGGCUCGUGAGAGGAUCGUUGACGAUGCUGCCUUUAUUCUUUCGAGUUUAUUCGAAUCCAGCAACUGUGACGAAGACGAGGCGCUAACCCGCGACUUCAGCUUUUCCAUGCCCUUUGGAAAAGCAAUCCAAGUUACACUCAACGAUGCGCCGCUCUCAAGUACGGACCACACCGCAGUUGGCCUGCAAUCCUGGGGUGCCAGCAUCGUCCUUAGUAGCAUGAUGUGCGCCGACCCCAAGCGAUUCGGGCUGGAUCCAACAGACCUCGCGCCCAUGCCCAAGAUUACCGAGUUGGGCACAGGAACUGGUCUCGUCAGUCUAGUGCUAGCAAAGCUCCUUCCCACCAUCAACAUUCACAAUGGCGACAUUGCAGCGACUGAUUACCAUCCCGCCGUCCUGGACAAUUGCAAGCUCAACAUCGAAACCAACUUUCCCUCGAGCUGCACCAAUGCAUCGCCGCCUGUGUCGACUGCAAUUCUGGAUUGGGCACAGCCGCCUCAAGCCCUGAAAGCAACGGCCAAUCUCCUCAUCGCGUCUGACGUCGUCUAUGCACCCGAGCAUGCUGCUUGGCUACGCGAUUGCGCCGCGCAUAUGCUGACUCUGGGUGGCACGUUUUGGCUAAUGGUCACGGUGCGCAAGACUGGCAAGUUCGAAGGUAUUCCCGACACUGUCGAGUCCGCUUUUGUUCCUGAAAAGUGUUCCAAGAACGCAAACGGUAUGGUUUUUCGCAUACUGGAAAAGGAGUUUGUCGAGAAGAGGAGGGGUGUGGGCAGAGGUGAUGAGAGUGGAUACAACCUGUAUCGGAUAGGAUGGGCAUAG
This is a messenger RNA of Bipolaris zeicola 26-R-13, 1185 nucleotides long. RefSeq lists its product as uncharacterized. The transcript has a single exon. NCBI's taxonomy places the organism in Eukaryota, Fungi, Ascomycota, Dothideomycetes, Pleosporales, Pleosporaceae. The coding region runs from base 1 to 1185 and encodes 394 amino acids. The record is from RefSeq and is a predicted model, not a curated record.